AUGGCCACAACCUUCCUCUCUGCCUUGAGCCUCGCUCUACUCCUCAGCUCCGCCUCCGCCUCUGCCUACAAAGGCGGAAGCUGGCAGCAGGGCGAGUGCGAUAUCACUAGGAUCAACGCCAUGGAGCCCUCUUUCCGCCUCCAAUCUGAAGGCGGUGUUUCCGAGUUCUGGGAUCACAAUGCCAACGACUUCCAGUGCGCCGGCGUCUCCCUGCACCGCCACACCAUCCGCACCAGAGGCCUUCUUCUCCCUGUCUACCACAAUGCUCCCAUGCUUGUCUAUGUUCUUCAAGGUAGUGGUAUUUAUGGAGUGGCGAUCUCUGGGUGCCCCGAAACCUUCGAGUCGCCACAGCAAUCCCCGGAGCAGGGGAUGAGGAGCCAAAAAUUCGGUGAUCGUCAUCAGCAGAUCGGCUUCUUGAAACAGGGCGAUGUGGUCGCAAUCAGAGCCGGAGAUGCUCACUGGGCCUACAACAACGGCGACCAAGACCUCGUCGUCGUUGUUUUGCAAGACAACUCCAACAAUGCCAACCAGCUCGACCAGAACCCUAGGUCUUUCUUCCUAGCCGGAAACCCGAACUGGGGACAGGAGCAACAGAAGGAGCAGCUCCGUUUCCACGGCGAGAGACGCCACGAACAGAAACAGCACGAGUUCGGCAACGUGUUCAAGGGAAUGAGCGUGGAGAGCUUGGCGGAGGCGUUCGACGUGGAGGUGGAGACAGCGAGGAAGCUUCAGAGCGAGAAUGACGAGAGAGGAAUGAUAGUGAUCGUAGCCAAGGGUCUGCAGGUGAUCAAGCCACCAUUGAGGGAGAGAGAGACAGAGAGCAACGGAAUCGACGAGACCAUUUGCAGCACCAAGAACAAGGUCAACGUCGACAGCCCCUCACGCGCCGCCAUCUACAACCCCCAGGCCGGCCGCUUCUCCACCGUCAACAGAUUCACCCUUCCCCUCCUCCAGUUCAUCCAGCUCAGCUUCGCCAAGGGCUCUCUUCACAGGAAUGCAAUAAUGGCGCCACACUGGUUGAUGAACGCCCACAGCAUUCUAUACAUCACCCGUGGUGACAAGUUCAUUCAGGUGGUGAACCACAAGGGGCAGGCAGUGUUCGAGGGGCAGGUCCGGGAAGGGCAGGUGUUGGUGGUGCCACAGAACUUCGUGGUGUUGAAGCAAGCCGGCGAGCAGGGAUGCGAGUGGGUGGAGUUCCAGACCAAUGCUAACGCCAUGAUUAACACACUCAGCGGCCGCACCUCUGCCCUCAGGGGACUGCCUGUGGACGUCGUCGCCAACGCCUACCAGAUAUCGAGAGAGGAGGCAGAGACCCUCAAGAAUUCGAGGAGGGAGACGCUUCUUUUCAGCUCCAGCAGGCCUUCAACCAGCUUGAAGAUGGUUCCAAUUUAG
Molecule: messenger RNA, 1392 nt
Organism: Salvia splendens (bonfire salvia)
Lineage: Eukaryota; Viridiplantae; Streptophyta; Magnoliopsida; Lamiales; Lamiaceae
Product: 11S globulin seed storage protein 1
Exons: 4
Coding region: 1-1392 (463 amino acids)
Molecular function (GO): nutrient reservoir activity
Source: RefSeq, a predicted model, not a curated record